Messenger RNA from Prunus avium (sweet cherry), 1428 nucleotides. Lineage: Eukaryota; Viridiplantae; Streptophyta; Magnoliopsida; Rosales; Rosaceae. The record is from RefSeq and is a predicted model, not a curated record.
AUGGAUAUAUUGGGAUUUCUGACUCUCUUGGAGCUCUACUGUGACGUUUGGUUUUACGGUUGUGUGGACACCAGAGGUGAGGAUACACGCACCAAUUUUACAGAUCAUUUGAAGGAGGCUUUAGUCCGUAAGGGAAUCCGGACCUUCAUUGAUCGAGAGCUUGUGAGAGGAGAAGAAAUAUCGCCAGCCCUUGUCAAAGCAAUUGAAGAAUCAAGAAUUUCUCUCAUUGUAUUCUCUGAAAACUAUGCAUCUUCGAGGUGGUGCUUGGAUGAACUUGUCAAGAUCCUUCAAUGUAAACAAUCAAAGCAACAAGUAGUUUUGCCCAUUUUUUACAAGCUGGAUCCGUCGGAUGUGCGAAAACAAACAAGUAAAUUUGGUGACGCAUUUGAAGGCCUUAUUGAAAGCAAAUUCAAAGAUAACGAGGAGAAGGUGCUCAUAUGGAGGGAAGCUCUUACAAAAACAGCAAAUUUGUCCGGACAUACUUUCAAGGAUGGAGAGUAUGAAACUACAUUUAUCAACAGCAUCGUUGAUGGAAUCUUAAGCCAAGUACUGAGCCGCACAUAUUGGAAUGUGGCCAAGUACCCAGUUGGAAUUCAAUCUCGUGUACAAGAUGUGGAAAGGCAUUUAGAUGUUGGUGGGAAUGGUCGUCGCAUGGUUGGGAUAUGGGGGACAUCUGGAAUAGGCAAGACAACAAUUGCAAAAGCUAUAUGGAAUGCAAUUGCCUAUGAGUUUGAAGGAAGUUGUUUCUUGGAAAAUGUUAGGGAAAAUUCAAUGACACAUGGAGGCUUAAUCAAGCUACAGGAGACUCUUCUUCAUAAAAUUCUUGGCGGAGAAUGGAAAAUUUAUAGUAUUGAUGAAGGAAUUGGUGUCAUAAAAGAAAGUUUGAGCCAUAAAAAAAUUCUCUUAAUUCUUGAUGAUGUGAAUCAAUUGAAGCAAUUAGACAAUUUGGCUGGUGUUGGUUGGUUUGGUGAGGGAAGUAGAGUCAUCACAACUACACAAGAUAGCGGAUUGCUAAAAUGUCAUGGAAUUGAUUUGAUAUACGAGGUCCAAAAGUUAUAUGGCAACCGAGCUCUUGAGCUUUUUAGUUUCAGUGCCUUCGAUUCACUGUCAACCUCUCCAUCUCCACUGGAUGUCAUCCAAUCUGGUCUUGUGGCUCUAAUGUUCAUUAAUUCUUCUGCGCUUUGCUCUUCUUGUGCUACAUCUUGCAUCCUUGAAUUUGCUAAGGUCCAAUCUUUCAAACAAAUUAAUGCUUCUAUUGUAUUUGGACUCAAUCUUGCCCUCUUCUCAGAUACAACUCUACCACCUGCACUAAAAAUAUAUUCUGAUGCUACAGUGGAAGCUGGAACAGUUAGUAAAUCACGAGCCAUAAGGGAAACAAUAGGAUAUAAUGAUUUAUUGCCUUUCCACCAACCCAAAAGACUAAAUUGA